AUGGGCUUAAGUCGCAAGGCUAAAGUGACUGAGUCUGCAACGUCUUCAGCUUCUUCGACGUCUCGGUUCUUGGCAUUUUUCCACAAAAAACACGACGCGCAAGUACAGGAAGACAAGUGUCGUACUUUUCGUAUCAAGACCGUUCAGUCUAAGCAUCGGAGGACCAAACUUCGGAGCACGAGCUUCAGUGGCAGUGACGAGGACGAUCAAGCUCUUCAAAGCCCUGUCAACGUCAAAGUGUGUCAAAAAUCUUCAGAUCGAGUCGCACGUGAUGCCCCUUGCAUUGGUGUCUUUCCACAACGGUCGUCUCGGUCGUCGUCAUUGCAGUAUUCCUCCAGAUCUUCGUCCGUGUCUUCGUCAUCAUCUCGAUCAUCCGGAUCUUCACUGCGGAGAGAACGUCGACAGAAUUUUGCUUUGGCUCUAGCUCGGAACCAAGACGAUCUCAAUUGUCAGAGAUUCUCGUCUUCUGACUCAUCCUUAGGGUCCGAGACACGAGCGAUCACGUCGUUGACUAUGAGCUUCGGGUCAUGUGAAAUGUGGUGCAAGACCUCAGUGGACGAGUUUCUUUCGUGCUUUCCUCGGGAUCUGAUGGCAGAUGUACGCGUGACGUGCAAUAUCGUGAGUCCCCGACGUUCCAAGAGAUACAUGCGUGACCUUAUUGUAUCGCUUGAGUUUGAGAUCCGAGCGACCAAAUGGGCGGCCUAUUUCCUCCAGAUCGUGCACAAUGCACGCUUAGAGAAGCGAAUCUCGCUACGGUCGGCGAUUUCGAUCAAAUGGGCCAUUUGUGCUCAUGUACAAGGUCAAUCUCAAGCACAACAAGAAGAGAAAAAGAUAUUGGACGUGACGCUGCAGCGGAAGAUGACCGAGUACCGAGUCGCACUGCAGUGUGUCGCUGGCACACACGUCGUCAAAUUUGGCCGGAAGGGAAAACCUCAUGCAACGACACUGUGCGUCGAGAAUGGCGACACGUUGCGUUGGACAUCCAAGCUGCUGGCUCAUGCUACGCAUCUUGCUGCAGACGGUGUGGCAGCUACGACGACGAUGGGAAAAAAGCGAGUCAAGGCCAAGAAUGUCAUUCCACUUGCUAGUAUCAUCCGAAUUUCAUCCGGUCCUUCUACGAGUGUGUUGGCUCGGGCACUGCACAAAGGCACACUCGUUUUGGCCGACGCUGGAUGCACGUUGUCAGUCGUGACGCAUACACGCACACUGGAUCUCAAAGCAAAGACUGAUGAAGAACGUGAGUGGCUGCAGCGUAGUUUAGAGUUCCUUGUGGACCUUGCACGCGAUCACGAGCGACGAGUAUCGCAGCAAGUGGAGCUUACGAUAAUGAAGCGGAUGGAAACCUUUUCGGUCUGGAAGUACGGCCGCAAAGGCCGACCACACAAGACGCGUGUGUUUGUUGAUCGCUUUGGAGAAGUGUCGUGGCUUGGUCGUAGCGGAGACUCGCUUCAACUUGAUGAAAUUCUUACAGUGUACGAAGGUCUUCGCACGCCUGUAUUUGCUAGAGCUCGAGCAGCUGGAUUGAUGUCUUCAGCCAAGGCAGCACACUGUUUCUCUCUGGUGACAGCACUGCGAUCUCUGGAUAUCGAGGCGGUGAAUGAACAACAACGAGAUUGGUUUGUGGUAGCCUUCCGCUAUUUGCUGGACAAGGUUUACGAGAAAACCGCCGCUAUGCAGCGCGAGCGAGCUGAAAGACAGCUUCGCAUGCUACAGGAUCUAUGCGCUGAAGACGAUAGCUUUCUUAAUGGAGAUGGCGACAACAUGUACUACGACGAUCGUCCGCCAGCACGGCACUACAGCUAA
Molecule: messenger RNA, 1803 nt
Organism: Peronospora farinosa
Lineage: Eukaryota; Oomycota; Peronosporomycetes; Peronosporales; Peronosporaceae
Source: the annotation of a GenBank genome assembly